AUGCCGCCCGCCGCCGCAAUCCGCUUCCCCCUUCCGGUCCCGCGCACGCUCGGCGGCGCAGCCUCUCCCCACGCGGCAUUUCUUCCUGCGUCAGACUCGCCGAAAUCUGAUCGCUCGCUCUGCGUUUCCCAUUUCGACAUCGCUCUGAAGCCCACUUAUUAUCCCGCGCCUCAUUCUGCCUGCGCCUUGUGCUUUGGUGGGGGAAAUCUGGGCCGCGGCGCCAAAGAACCGCGCCCUCGAAGAAGCGCGCAGUACGGCGGAGUGAGACAGGGAACACUCCGCGCGAGACCGGGGGAUCUGCGCACCCCUCUUGCGCGCGUAGCGGGAGAUGAAGGCGGAGCAGCGAGGGCGGGGCAAGGAACGGCGGGCGGAGCUGCGGGGGCGCCCGAUGCGCGCGUAGCGCGAGUGAUGCGCGUUUUACGGGAAGACCUGCCGGUGCAGUACGAGCGAGACCUGGAUUGGUCCAUCUACGAUGCCAGCGUGGCAUUCGUGGAUCCUGUGACGCGAUUGGACGGCCUAUUUCUGUACAGAGGGAUGAUUACCAGCCUGAGGUUAAUCACGGCAGUGGGAUUCGAACCCGGGUCUCUCGUUUUCGAAGUGCACUCACUGGAAGAGGUCCUUCCCGACGCGCGCACCCUCUCGCCCUUCCCCCCGCGUCCGGGGCUGGAAGGGUGUGUGGGGGAGGCGGUGGGCGCAGUGCGGAGUGUGUGGAGCACAAGGGGGCAGACUCGGUGGGGGAAGGCGCUGAGCAUCACUGGAGGUGCGUUGGGCAUCACUGCAGGGGAGGCAGUGAGUGUUUGUGGGGGAGGUGGUGGGUGCAGUGGGGAGAGUGUGGAGCACGAGACGAAGGGGGGCAGUCAAUGGGGGAAGGCGUUGAGCAUCAGUGGAGGUGCGUUGGGCAUCACCGGAGGUGCGUUGGGCAUCACCGGAGGUGCGUUGAGUAUCACUGGAGGGGCGAGUGCAGGAGGUGCGACAGUGCGGGUGUGGGGGAGGCAAUGA
Messenger RNA from Closterium sp. NIES-65, 999 nucleotides. Lineage: Eukaryota; Viridiplantae; Streptophyta; Zygnematophyceae; Desmidiales; Closteriaceae. The record is from the annotation of a GenBank genome assembly.